Messenger RNA from Diospyros lotus (date-plum), 867 nucleotides. RefSeq lists its product as uncharacterized. The transcript has 2 exons. The record is from RefSeq and is a predicted model, not a curated record. The coding region runs from base 210 to 626 and encodes 138 amino acids. NCBI's taxonomy places the organism in Eukaryota, Viridiplantae, Streptophyta, Magnoliopsida, Ericales, Ebenaceae.
AAAUAUGCUGUAGUACUCUUGUUAUGUGAACGUGGCCAAGACUUAAAAGUGGACACCAACACAUUCAAGAACCAGCCAUACCCAUUAGCUCUAUAUAUUGCCAGUACCAAAACCAAUCUGAAUCUCACGGUAUCUAUCCGAGCUCUCCCUUUCUCUCCUACUAUUUGCUUUUUUCUUGGGUGGCUGUGCCAAAUUUUCUAAGAGGUUAAAUGGGACCGCCGGGAGGUCCAGGUCCAGGUCCCGGUCCCGGUCCUCCAACUCCGGCUCCGGCUCCGUUUCCGGGAGGCUUCAUUGGUGGCUUUUUUAACAGCUUGUGCGCUUCUUUAUCUUCCUGCUUCUACCUGCUGUGCUGUUGCUGGUUGGUGCAAGAUUGCUUUGGUGGGCCACCUGCCCCUGGCCCACCAGCACCCCCAGCUGCUCCUUUUGGGCCGCCUCCUGUAGGCCCACCAGGACCCCCAGUUGUUCCUCUUGGGCCGCCUCCUCUAGGCCCACCAGGACCCCCAGCUGCUCCUCUUGGCCCACCCGGUCCUCCUCUUGGGCCUCCAGGAAGCCCACCAUGGCCUGCUGAUCCAUCUGGACCUGCUGGGCCGCCGGGAGGUCCAGGCCCCGGUCCCGGCCCUUUCUGAUUCUCUAACAGAGUGCAAAGAAAAUAUUCAAUGUGAGGAUGUGUAUCAUCACGCGAUCAUGUGAAUGUGGUAUUUUUAUUAUUAUGGCCUAAUUGUAUACUGCCAUGUAUUUAUUUAGAUAGUGAAUACAUAAAAUUCAGCAAUAAUAUCAUAUGUAUUACUCCUCCUCCUGCUGCUGCUGCUGCUGCUGCAAGUUAAUAAUUUCUAAUUCUAUUGUCUUCUUUUGGUGGAUAUUAUUACA